AAACACAAUGUCGGUUCAUGUGCCAGUAAAUUACAUACAAAUAAGCACAAGUGCAUAAGAUUGAACUUUUCCAAAUGUUCACAAUGUCAUGGUGCUGACUCAUGGUAAUAUCCAGUGGUGGUAUCUACUGUUGGAAUGGCAGUAACUUAUGGGUAUGACUGAGGAAAAUGAUUGACAGUAGCCUACUCACUUGUUGCUUUCCCCUCCCUAAUCUCUCAUCCCUUUCUGUCUCAAUGCUCUCACUCACAUUUCAAACUCAUUCACUUCUUCCCCUGGUCUUGUGUCCUUCUGUUCUUCUCCAGCCCUCUCCCUCCUCACAGAGAGAGGUCCUCAUUAUUCCUCUCUAUCCCAAUGCCACCCCUGUAAGCACUAUUCAUCAGACGUCAAGCCCCUCGUCUCCUCAGACCCCCAUCAGUGCCACUGCCUCCUCUCCUCAGACCACGUCCAAUGCUACUGUGUCUUCACCAAGAGGACCAGGUUCACAGCUGUUUGCCGAGCUGCUGGAAAGCCAUGCCAAUCGCAGCCUUCGAAAGGCCUCCCCAGAGCCUGCAGCUUCACCACCCAGGGAAGCCACACCCUCUCCUGUAGCCACACCCCAAAGCCUGUCUCUCUCACUGAGCACUUCGACCACAUCCAAUGCCACUGUGUCUUCACCAACAGGUCCAGCAGGUUUGCAGCUGUUUGCCGAGCUGCUGGAAAGCCAUGCCCGUCGCAGCUCUCAGAAGGCCUCGGGCCCUGCAGCUUCACCUCCCAGAGAAACCACGCCCUCUCCGGUAGCCCCACCCCCUCCUGUAGCCACACCCCAAAGCCUGUCUCUCCCUCUGACUCAACAGCCAUCACCCACAGUGCCAGGUGGAUGUGGACUCGGAAAUCCUCAGCUGCUCAAAGAACUGAAGCAGCCACCCCCACUCAAGCAUGUGUCCGCCCACAAGGGCCUGACCACUGUCUUCUCUGGCGGGGCGGACCCCAUCAGCAAGUUCUCCCACCAGUGAUGGAGGACAGAAGCCCCAGCGCUUGUCCAAUGGCAUGCAGCAAUAAAAAUGAGCCAUGAUUAAGAUCACAGUUUGCACUAGGUGCCAUUCACCUGCCACAGCCAUGAUUCUGUACUUACCCAUUCUAUACUAUUUUAUCCACACUCCUCAAUAGAGUUAUAUUAUAUAUCGUAUAUCAUAGAAGAGCACACUGUUCUGUACUGUAAAUUAUGUUUAUAGAUACUGUAUAAAUGGUGUAGCUUGAGAAAGUGAUAUCAGGCAUGAAUGUGAGUUGUAUUUGUAUAAGGAGUGUGUGUGUGAGUGUCUGAGUGUGUGUGUGUGUGUGUGUGUGUGUGUGUGUGUGUGUAUGUGUGUGUGUGUGUGUGUUAGUUUGAGAAGAUCCUCCCACCCUUGCUCACAACCUGCCUAAAUAAGCUAAUGUUUCACUUCCAGAACUUAUAAUAAAACACAACUUAUUAUUA
Alosa alosa (allis shad) is the source of this 1453-nucleotide messenger RNA. RefSeq names its product anti-sigma-I factor RsgI2-like. NCBI's taxonomy places the organism in Eukaryota, Metazoa, Chordata, Actinopteri, Clupeiformes, Clupeidae. Bases 168 to 992 code for a protein of 274 amino acids. The record is from RefSeq and is a predicted model, not a curated record. The transcript has 4 exons.